GCGUUUCGUUUAAACUUGUUCGGCGGGCGGCGCAGCCGUGCAAAGUUUUUCUUUGAGCGACGCCAUGGAGCACCCUCCGGGGAGCCCGGAAGAGUCCCUGGGGACCUCUUUUUCUGGGUGUGAUGGGACCAUGUCACCUGGUGCCAACUCCUGGUUAAGCUCGCUGGCGUGGCUGGAGCAGAAUGUGCCAGAUUCCCCUGUGCUCGAGACCCUGCAUCAGAGACUCUCUGCCUUGUUCCAAGACAAGGGCACUUCCAUCACCCCGGUCUCUACAGCAACUGCAGCCACCUGGAAAACACCCCCGAGCCGACUGGAAGCUGGUAUGAACACAUCCCCUGGGGAGACGACAUCCACAGAAGGCAGCAACAGAGAGACUGACUCCCUGCUGGGAUACCCUUCUCCCAGUCAGCUGAGUGGCCUGACCCGACCGGCGCUUGAGGGCUGCCUGCAGAGUGCCUUUGUCAUCAUAGAGGCCUUCUCUCGCCACCUCCGCGCCUGCCCGCAACUCCAGAGGCCAGCGGCACAUUUGGCAGCCGAAGAGCAGAAGAAUGCGACAACUCAGACCCCUGGAGAGGAUCUGGACUCAUCUGUGAUGUUGGGGGCACUCCACGGAUCCAUGCAGCAGAGCCGGGAGAUCCAGCAGAGGCUAGCCACGCAGUUGGCCGGCACUGUCGAGGAAAUGACUGGCCUAGCUGAAGGGUACGCGGAGUACACGAAGGAAGGGGACCGCUAUGCAAGGGUUGCGCGGGAGGACUGGAGCCAAAUGCAGCUUGACUAUGAAUCCCAGCGGAGCGUGCUGGCCAAGUGCCAGGUGGUGAUGAAGAGGAUGAAGGAGGAGGUGAAGACCAGUCAGCAGGAACGUGUGCAGUACCAAGAGAUCUGUGAGGGGCUGAAGGGGCAGGUGGCUAGCCUGCGGCAGGAGAUGGACCAGGUGAAUCAGCUGGCAAAGACAAAGGCUUGCCUGGAAUCAGACCUGCGGUCCGCGCUGCAGAAGGCAGCAGCUGCUACGGAGAACGAACAGAAGUUGCUGCUCCAGAAAAACGAUCUUCUCUCCCAGCAACUGGUGGCGAAAGAGGAAUUUCUCAGAGAGAUGGAGGAGCAAAUGACACAGAUUUCACAAGCUAAAGACGUGGUAGAGCGGGAACGGGAUACCAGUCGGCGGGAGCUGCAGGAGUUAUUGGACUGCCACGAGUUUAUAGAGCAAGAGAAUCAAGCCUGCCGUAGCCAACUGCGGGAGGUGGAGGAGGAGUUGAAGGCCAGCCGUUCGGCUCUGUGGGAGCGUGGCACCCAACUGGAGGAUCUGAAAGAUGCCCACCAAACCCUUCGGCAGGAACAGGAAUCUCUCUGCAGAGAGCUGGCCACCUCCAAAGCUGACUUUCAACGCACACAAGACAGCCUGGAGAAGUUCUGCGAGGCCAUGCUGGAGAUUCAGAAGGUCCAAGCCCAGUUCUUGGAACUUGCUGAUUCGCUGCGAGAGGAGGCAGCUGACAGCACCCAGAGGAGCAGAACGUGCACCCCUGCGCGGCAGGCCCGACCCAGCUUGGGGGCCUCCUUUGUAGACAGCAUCUUGUGGGCCGUGGCAGAGAGAGACCUGGGGACUCCUGCCAUUGGGAGCGAGACCAGUGCGUUUACCAAAGUCGCCACGACUGCUCUGCCCAAACCAGAAGAGGUCAAAGAGAGGCUUGUGGACAGCAUCCGGGAGCUGCAAGGAGUGGCGGACCAGAUUUGCCAUCUGACUGCCCAGCACCAGAAGGCUGCGCAAGAGGAGGCGCAAAGCUUGAAAGCGAAAAUUUCGCAGCUUGAGCACCGACGAGAAUCUUUGGAGACCCAGCUGAAGGCUGACCAAGACGUCCAUGUUGCUGAAAUAGCAAAGAUGAGCAAGGCCCUGAAUCUGCACAGGCAGAAUGAAAAGGAGCUGCACGCGGCUCUUUGCCAACAGGAUGAGAGACAGCAGUGGCUGGCUGACCAGCACCGGGAAGUGAUGCACCUGCAAGAAGAGGUGUCCCAGCUGAAGCAGGCUCUGCGCAAGGCCGAGACGGAAACGGCAGUGCUGUGGGAACAGCUGAGGGGCGCCACAGCUUCUGACGUGGGCUGGGUCCAGGAGAAAAUCCAUCUAUCUCAGGAGGUGAGGAAACUGAGGGAGCUUCUUCUGGACAAGAGCAGUGAAAAUGAAGAGACUGAGCUUCUUCAGGAGCAGCUGUACCAGACCAGGCAAAGGCUGGAAAGGUACAAACAGCUAGCAGCGGUGAUGCGGCAGGUGCUCACUACGUUCCCCACAGAUGCCGCUGAUGUUUCUGAACUCCACCACCUCUUGGACCUCCUGGAAUGAAGCUGGCUGUUGGGUUCUGUGUACUGUAAAUAAACCUUUUUGUUGUCUGUGA
Messenger RNA from Sphaerodactylus townsendi, 2381 nucleotides. RefSeq names its product sperm associated antigen 5 (gene SPAG5). NCBI's taxonomy places the organism in Eukaryota, Metazoa, Chordata, Lepidosauria, Squamata, Sphaerodactylidae. The transcript has 20 exons. The coding region runs from base 65 to 2329 and encodes 754 amino acids. The record is from RefSeq and is a predicted model, not a curated record. Gene Ontology annotation, biological process: cell division; regulation of attachment of spindle microtubules to kinetochore.